UUUUUGUCAAUAAAGUUUUGAACAGGAAAAAAAAAAGCCAGACAGGCUGAGGAGGAGAAACUGUAGCUCUUAGCUAUCACUAGCUAGUUUCUCCACAGAUCUAACUAAAACUAUCAGCCGGUUGUUUUCAUACAGAACAACCUGAAACACUUCUUAUCGUGCGUUUUCCCUGCACAACACGAGAGAAGAAGGACAUUGGAUUUUCUCACAGUCAACCUCAGACGUUUGCCCCUCCCUCAGCUCUGAAGAUGGAGGAGGACCAUGUUCACUGUAUGUCCUGUGUUAACCAGAGAUGCAUGGUCAGACCUCAGCCAGGCAUUUCUUGCGAUCUUGUCACCUGUCCCCUUGUGUGUGGGGCUGUAUUUCACUCCUGCAAAGCUGAUGAGCACCACCUUAUGUGCCCGUUGGUGAGGGUCCCUUGCUUGAACAGUGGCUAUGGCUGCCCCGUGACCCUGGUGCGCAACCAAAUGUAUGCACACCUAGAAGUGUGUCCAGCUGGAGUCGUGUGUUGCACCAUGGAGUGGAAUAGAUGGCCUAUUAGCAGCUUGGACUAUACUUCCUAUGAGAGCCUGAGCCGUGGUGUGGAGGAGGCGGAGCAGCUAGACAUGGCACUUGCCCUUCAGGACCAGCGUACACUCCUGGAGUCCCUCAAGGUGAUUGCCAUGGCACCUACUGCAGAGGAGAAGCCAGUUAUCCCCGUUAGUAAGGAGAACCGGGAAAAAGACUCAUCUUUGCUUACACCUGCCCCUGAGGCCUCCACCUUUAUUGAAGCCCCUUCACAGUCAUCAUCCUCACAUCAGCCACAACCUCCCCCACCAGGCUCGGCGAAGGAGAAAAUUGCCAGUGGAAUUAAUGGCUUGAACGAGGAGCACUUCAGCAAGCUGUAUGAAGCCACAGUGGAGACUGCAAGAAGCUUAGUCGCUGCUUUAGAAUUUGUUAGCAGCAGCACAGAGCGCGUGAACAGAGGAGGUGAUCUGCAGAAGAACAGAGAACUCCAGAAUGGAGUGGAAGACGAAACACCCGAAGCUGCUGAAGGUUUGAAUAAAAGGAAGGCGGAGGAGCAAAGUGUUUGUUCUAGCUGUCUGAGAGGAAAUGUGGCUUUGAAAGAAACCGGUCUAAACACUUCAAACACAACGAAUGGACCACUGUCAGGAGCAAUGCAGGCCAAUCUGGAGACAGCCGGUCCUGUUGCGAUGCAAGAUGACAUGAAUGCUAAGGUUUCCACCCCUCUGAUGGCAUCUCCAGUGCAUGUCAGCCAAGGUUUAGCACAGAGGGCUGGCCAUGUAGUCUUAGAAGAUAGGGGGUUAGUUCUUUUAGAAAACCACGGGCCUGAGCGCAAGUUCCACAACUACCAGUUUUUUAGGGGCCAGCCUCAAUGUUCAUUACCUAAUGGGCGGGUAGGUUUCAUCCCAGACAGGUCAUUGUAUAGAUUGCGACCCAAAAUGGAGGACAAGGCUGUGGAUACCUCAGACCUGGAGCAGGAUGACGACCCCAUGGGUCUCGGAGAGAUUGAUCUGAUCACAGCAGCCCUGCUCUUCUGUUUAGAGGAGUCCAGGGAGUGUCGAAGGAUCUCCGAUACAAUCUAUGUUGACGGCUACCACGUUGACUUUGGCACACAGACUUUCACUUUCCCUGCAGCAAUCUUGGUAACCAACACUAGAGUGGGUGACAUGGCCUCUGCGUCUGCUUGUGACCACGCCGCCCCCCAGCUCUCCUACCCCAGCCCUUUCCGCACUCUCCGCCUUGGCCUCGUCCUCGAAGCUUUAGAGGUCGAGGCGGUCCCACAUAACCGCUACCUCCCUCCCAACCCCCGCUAUCAGCACAUGUUCCCCUUCGUCUGUGGUCAGUCAUUCCGCCGGGACCAGUUUUCCUCCCAUUUCACAAACGUCCAUGGUGACAUUCAUGCUGGUCUCAAUGGUUGGAUGGAGCAUCGCUGCCCCCUGGCAUAUUAUGGCUGCACAUUUUCCCAGCGGAGGUUUUACCCAUCCACCCGAGGGGCCAAGGUGGUUCAUGACAGGCACCUCAGGUCCUUUGGGGUUCAGCCUUGCCCAAGGGCAAAACUGCCAAGUGACUCCCAGUCUGACCAAUUUAGUGGGCUUCCCAUUGAGAUACUGUGGCACAUAGCUGGUUUCCUGGACAGUUUCAGCCUGUGCCAGCUGUCAUUGGUGUCACGGACUAUGAGGGAGGUGUGUGCCAGUCUCCUCCAGACCAGGGGUAUAGUAGACCUGCAGUGGGAGCGAAGGCCAUGCCCUGGUGCUCCUGGCACCGUGUCAUGGCAGAUCAAAAAUAGAGUGUGGAGAUUCAGCACUGCCUUCAGCCCAGUGUUGUCGUGGGGGUUCACUGAUCUCCCCAGCAUGUCGGACCAUCUUAAGAAGUGUCACUACAACGUAGUGGAGCACAAGACGGAGCCUGUACCUCUUCCUGCCAUGUGCACUGCCCGAGACGGACAAUCACUGCGACGCGUCCUGCGUCACAUAAACACCUGACCAAACGAGGCUGACCUCUCGUAGCCGCACAGGAGUCACUGUGGUAUUAUGUGGAUGCUGCAAUUAAAAGAUUUUCUGUCUUGAAAACAAUUAACUCUUCCUGUAUUACACUAGAUUAUGAAGAAGCCUUAAUGAAAUAACACUUUAUAGCAAAGUGAAGUCUGUCAUUGUGAGUGGUCUACGUGGAGAAAAAAAAAACAGCUUUGCAUGGAUUUGUGCUGAAAAUAUUCCCUUAUUACGGUAAAACAAAGUAUAUUUUCUUGAAGUCAGAUAUGCACAAUAGAUUUAUAUUAGUCUGUAUGAUACACUUAAAUUGAAUUUAAAUGUUUUCACUAUCUUGCCUUUCAGUAGUAGCCAUGGGAAAAAGCUGAUUGUUGGUUAUAUUGCACUAUUUCUGCGUGACAGAAGUUGCCAGCACUUUACACAAGAUUUGCUAAUCUCUCCUAUGUCGACACGUGACCCUAAAUGGUCUAGUCUUUCUGAUCCCUACAGAGGCUGCAGGUCUGAUGUCCGGGUUUCUAUGAUGUCAAGAAUCAAGAGAGAUGGAUAUUAAUAUGAGGUUAGCCUCAUAAUGCAUGUGAUUUGCUACCAUUUAAUAAAGUCUUUACAGCCUUUUA
Messenger RNA from Larimichthys crocea (large yellow croaker), 3103 nucleotides. RefSeq names its product F-box protein 30b (gene fbxo30b). Gene Ontology annotation, molecular function: zinc ion binding; ubiquitin protein ligase activity; protein binding. The record is from RefSeq and is a predicted model, not a curated record. NCBI's taxonomy places the organism in Eukaryota, Metazoa, Chordata, Actinopteri, Sciaenidae. The coding region runs from base 249 to 2486 and encodes 745 amino acids. The transcript has 3 exons.